AGCCAUGAACAAGUCUAUAGCUUUUGUGUUUCUCCUCGGGAUCCUCAUAAUCUCGGCUGUGCCUGGAUACAAGGGAAAUCUUAAUCAAACACAAGGUUCCAACGCAACCAACGCAACCAAUGAAACCAAUGCAACUCAAGUACUCAUUACUACAGCUUCCAACGCAACCCAAAGAUCUAUAAAUAGUGGUUAUUUCAACUUAACUCAAAUACCCACACCCUCUACGAGUGGUGCUCCCACCAACUCCAGUUUGUCAGCAAGGUGCAGCAGAAAGACCAUUCUACUCAGGAAACCCCACGGUAGAAUCCGUUCCCCAAACUUCCCUAACAACUAUGACGUAAACCAAGUAUGCACUUGGAAAGUACAAGUACCUCGUGGAUACCUUAUCAAGGCCCGCUUCGGAUCAAUUGAUCUUCAAAAUUCAGAUAAUUGCCAAAAGGAUAAAGUUAUGCUGUCCAGUUCAAAACAGUUUCGAAAUCCACACAUACACUGUGGAAGUGCAGUGCCAUUCAGAUUCAUAUCCAAAAAAAACACUCUCUGGGUUCAAUUUUACUCUGAUCAGUCAAUCACUGGCAAGGGAUUCUCCAUAACCUACACAGCAAUUGAUGAAAACGAGUGCAAAAUGGAUGUGUGCACAUUUCCCACGCUGUGCACAAACACGCUUGGAAGUUUUGUGUGUGGCUGCCUUGAUGGUUAUGUCAGCAAAGGGCGAAAGCAGGAGGCGACUUGCGUGGACAUUAAUGAAUGCAAAUAUAAUAAUGGAGGUUGCCAACACAAGUGCGUGAACACGAGAGGGAGCCAUUAUUGCAAGUGCAGAAAAGGCUAUAAACUAGCACCGGACGGGAAAAGGUGCAGAGCAGGUAGAAGCGAGUGCACUAAGAACAACGGAGGAUGUUCCCACCUCUGCAUUAACACAAGAUCCUCGUACCGCUGCGCAUGUCCAUCGGGAUAUGCGCUGAACUCUGAUAAAAAAACGUGUUAUCUUGAAAUUUCCUUUACCAAUGACCAAUACAUGGUGAAAGUAAGUGAAAGUACGCGUCUUCACACGGUGGUUAGUAAACUACAGGCAAGAACUUUCCCGGAUAGACGCAUCAUCACUUACGCUCUUUUAUCGGAGAACCUCAAGACACCUACGAUUUUUGAAAUCAACUCAAGAACUGGAGAAAUUAUUCUUAGUAAAAGACCCGACAUACGCGAAAUGCGAACUUUCCUACUUGAGAUUGAAGCUAGCAGUUUUGAUGGAAAGAAGCAUAGAUCAGCCAAGGCAUUUGUACUCAUUAACUUUUCAAAAGUUCAAAGCCGCGGAGGGUCUUUGUCUUUUACACGUUCGUCUUUUUAUGUCAAGGUUCCUUGUAACACGCCAUUAAAUACAACUGUUUAUCGCGCUCAGACAAAAAACACAGGGAGGGGUGGUAGCACUCGAAUCAGCUUUCUACGAAAGUUAGAUCACUUUUCAAUCACUGGGGGAGGAAAAAUCAAGAUUCAAAGAAGUCUUCUGCCGUUUUGUGAUGUUACUCCUUCAAAGAAAUUUCGAACAUCUGUUGCAGCCCGCGACACCUCAGGCACGAAACGAAAUGCGCAUGCUUUGCUGCAGAUCGAGAUAACACCGCCAAUACGACUGCCUCAAGGCAAUGCUGGCAGUAGAAGUUAUCUUUGAAAAAACUUGUUCCACCAGACAGUGCCGAAGCGCUGAUUCUCCGUUGCGCGGGAAAUGGUCACAACAGAAUGGAAACAGCUUCACUGGCUUUCACUGGAUUUCAUCGCAAGAAGUGGUGUAUCGCCUGGUAACUACGGAAAGUAUGUCCACCUGACAAAACAAUCAUGAAAAAGCACCUAUGUUAACGACCACGCAAUACGAAAAAAGCGCUAACGUAGAAAUAUUAUUUAAUUCGACGUAUCUCAGAGACUCUGCAAUAAAAUUGUGGUAAGGACAAAACAGCAUGACAAUGAAUCCAGGUCGAUGUUUGGAAGGUUAAAGAGAGGUACAGUCGGAUGUAGGCGUGAGAAAUGACACUGUGUUUUACCUUUAAAAAAUAAACACAACAGAUAAGGUUUUUAAAA
Molecule: messenger RNA, 2061 nt
Organism: Pocillopora damicornis (cauliflower coral)
Lineage: Eukaryota; Metazoa; Cnidaria; Anthozoa; Scleractinia; Pocilloporidae
Biological process (GO): homophilic cell-cell adhesion
Cellular component (GO): membrane
Molecular function (GO): calcium ion binding; serine-type endopeptidase activity
Source: RefSeq, a predicted model, not a curated record